This is a messenger RNA of Exaiptasia diaphana, 718 nucleotides long. RefSeq names its product 60S ribosomal protein L10. Gene Ontology annotation, molecular function: structural constituent of ribosome. Gene Ontology annotation, cellular component: ribosome; cytosolic large ribosomal subunit. The transcript has 6 exons. Lineage: Eukaryota; Metazoa; Cnidaria; Anthozoa; Actiniaria; Aiptasiidae. The record is from RefSeq and is a predicted model, not a curated record. The coding region runs from base 29 to 673 and encodes 214 amino acids. Gene Ontology annotation, biological process: translation; ribosomal large subunit assembly.
UCCCUUUUCCCUGUGGCUUUUGGCAAUCAUGGGGCGUCGACCUGCCCGAUGUUAUCGGUACUGCAAGAACAAGCCUUAUCCCAAGUCACGUUUCUGCCGUGGUGUCCCUGAUUCUAAAAUCAGGAUUUAUGAUCUUGGACGUAAGAAAGCCAUGGUAGAUGACUUUCCUCUGUGUGUUCACAUGGUGUCAGAUGAGUAUGAACAGCUGUCUAGUGAAGCCCUUGAAGCUGCCCGUAUCUGUUGUAACAAAUAUAUGGUAAAAAGCUGUGGUAAAGAUGCCUUCCAUAUCCGUGUCAGACUUCAUCCCUUCCACAUUGUAAGAAUCAACAAGAUGUUGUCAUGUGCUGGAGCUGAUAGGCUCCAAACUGGUAUGCGUGGUGCUUUUGGUAAACCACAGGGUACAGUAGCCCGUGUACGUAUUGGCCAAGCCAUCAUGUCUGUGAGAACUAAAGACUCAAACAAGGCCCAUGCUAUUGAGGCACUCAGGAGAGCCAAGUUUAAGUUCCCUGGACGUCAAAAGCUCUAUGUUUCACAUAAAUGGGGAUUCACCAAGUUCGACAGAGAGCUCUAUGAAGAGUGGAGGGCAGAAGGCAGACUUCUUCCAUGCGGAGUACAUGCUUCCUAUAUCAGAGAGCACGGGCCUCUGAAAGACUGGAAGCAAAGAAAUGCAUAAAAAUCUGUAAUGACCAACCAUGUGAAAAUAAAAUAAUAAACCAAG